UCUUCCCCAGGUCGGGUGUCUUGGCAGCAUUAUGGCUCAAAGUUUGGAACCCGUUCCGAGUUGACGGGCGCCAGAAGUCACAAAAGGAGACUUACUUGACCCUGAGGGAAUAUUGAGCGGUGACGGAGCCAGGAGAUCCCGUCUCCAGGGCCAAGUAACAGCCAUCCCUGCUCGCUCUGGUGCUGCUUAGGCAGAUACUGUAUGGUUCCUGAACAAUGGCAAACAAGAGAUUCCUGGGCACCUGACUGAGAGGGGAUGACUCUAAGCUCAGCAGAAGGAGCUUGGACCAACUCAAGUUGCUGGUGUGCAGCAACGGAUGAAGCAGAACCUUCUGAACCAAGCCAUUUCUGUUGGAGUCCCACAUGUUAACAUUCCCAAGGCAGGUUCCUUCUUCACUCAGACAACUUGCCCAUGUGGCAUAUGUGGCCCCAUUUUGAACAUGCCCUGCACUUGUAACUUACUAGUGCAGGGCAUGUGAGAGACAGUUCUGGUUAAGUGAAAACUUUUGCCAGAACCUAAAGCAUAAUAAUGUCGAGAAUUCUUUACAAAAGAAUGAAAGUAGAGCCUCAUUAUUUAAGAAUUUCAAAGCUCAUGUAGAGCCCUACUCUUUAGAGAAGCCCUCUGCAUGCGAGGUGCAGCAGAGGAACCUUCAGGACAGUUUGAUUGGCCGCCAACAAAAGGUCCCCUGUAACAAGAAGAAAGCAGAGAGGACUGAGAAUGGAGAGGACUUCCAUGUCGGACAAAUGCAUUACACAUGUGGUGAGUGUGGCAAAGGUUUCAACCGCAAAGAUACUCUUGUGCAGCACCAGAGGAUCCAUAGUGGAGAAAAGCCUUAUGAGUGCAGUGAAUGUGGGAAAGCCUUCAGCCGUAAAGCCAUACUCAUCCAGCACCAGAGGAUCCAUACUGGAGAAAGGCCUUAUGAGUGUAGUGAAUGCGGGAAAGCCUUCAGUCGAAAAGACAACCUCACUCAACAUAAGAGAAUCCACACUGGAGAAAUGCCUUACAAGUGCACUGAAUGCGGGAAAUACUUUAGCCAUCACUCCAACCUAAUAGUCCACCAGAGAGUUCACAGUGGUUCGAGGCCUUAUAAGUGCAGUGAUUGCGGCAAAGUCUUCAGACACAAAUCGACACUUGUUCAGCAUGAAAGUAUCCACACUGGAGAAAACCCUUAUGAUUGCAAUAAUUGUGGGAAAUCCUUUGGGCACCGAUACACCCUCAUUAAACAUCAGAGAAGUCACAUGGAGUCAAAGCCAUUUGAGUGCACUGACUGUGGGAAAUUGUUUAGUAGCAGCUCUGAUUUUAUAGCACACCAAAGGGCUCAUACUGGGGAAAGGCCUUUUGUGUGCAGCAAGUGUGGGAAAGAUUUCAUCCGAACCUCCCACCUUGUUCAGCACCAGGCAGUUCACUCUGGAGAGAGGCCACAUGAGUGCAGCUAGUGCAGGAAAGCCUGCAGCUGAAGCUCCCACCUGAGUCGGCACCAAAAGAUUCAUGCAGUGAGAAGACUUUAGCAGUGCUUGCAGCACAAUAGUAUUCAGUCAGACGUUGAACCUCAUAGUGAGCAGUCGUGACUGGGAGGUGCGUUCUGAAAGACAAGUAUGUAGGAAGCUUUCAAGAACUACAAUGUACUUUCUGACUAGCUUGAGUAACAGUAACACGCCAGAGUUCUUUCUCUUAGUUCAUAUGGCUGAAACCAUCUAAUCUCUUCCAUCUUAGUCUCUUCAACAACCUCAGGAAAGACAAGACUUAUUACUCUUCCUAGUUCCUACAGUAAUUGUGAAGUACAUGAUAAGAGUAUAAUUCCGUAGUCUGUCAUAUUUGACUGGUAGAGUUGUGUAUAGCCAAGAAGAUCUGAGCUAUGUAUGCUCUUUAUUUGGCUUGCAGAAAUAAUUUCCUUCUUGGGUGUUGUUUUUGUGUAAAGUAUUUUUUAUUUGCUUAUUUGAGCCAGUAUUUUUAUUUUGCCUGCGCUAGCCUUGAACUUCUCUUUCCUCAGCUUCCUUAGUAUCGGAGAGUUUAGACAUGUGCCACUAUCCCCAGUUCUUUAUGAACUUUGUAACAUAAUGGGCAUUCCACAUCUUUAAGUCAUCCAACCAGAACAGUACUUGACUACUAUUCCUUUGGUUUCCAAUAAUAAUUGCCUUAGAAUUUACAUUACUUUUAAUCUUAGGGGAGGUUGGAGUGUAGUGGAAACAAAGUUAGGAUCUGACAAGCCAAAGAGAUAAACAGUCUUGUGUUUUAAAUGGGACAGCGGGUUGCUGAGGAGCAGUUCUGAGUCCAGUUACUGUGUUAUCUUCUAUUGUUGAAAAACACUUCAUAGAAAAUAAUCACAAGUAUUUGGAGGAUCUGACUUGACUGGAUUUCAGAGUGAUUUGAAGGACCACAAACUGGUAUUGUGAUAAUCUGCCAUGUGUUUGGGAGUGGAAUGGAUCAUGUGUCAUUUCUAGCUCAUGCACUGUAUCUCUUUGCACAGUUGAGGAGACCUAUGUGGUAUAUUCUCCAAGGUCAGGAUUGGGAUACAUGCUACCUGCUGUAUAUCGCAAAGUGCCACUAAACAAAAGUACAGAAAUGGUGGAUGUGAAUAUAUGGAAUUACAGAUUAGUUUCAAUUAACUACAGGGGAAAUUCUCACUGUAAGAACAUUCCUAAAUAUUCUACUCAUGAAAGCUGUGUUGUGUCAAAGGAUUUAUAGAACUCUUCAGAAUAAAGUGCUGUGUCAUUUAGGACCAAGGUCACUAGUUCAGCAUAGGUUUUUUUGGACUCCUAUGCCUUCCUGAGAUCUUUGCAAAAUGUCUUUGCUGUAUAGACAGUAAACAAGAGAGUGAAAUGAUCCAAGAAUGUAACUUUUUGUGUAUCACCAGAAUUCUUGGGUAAAGUGAAAAUGACCUUCGUUGCUUACCACUGGGGAACAUGGCUUCCUAAGGCAUUUGUAGUGAUAUGGUAGAAUUACUAUAUUAAUGUCUACUUGUUUGAUUCGUCAGUUGAAGGGGUGGUCUAAAAUUUUAAGUGGAUUAUUUUUAUAAGCUUUAUGGAGUGUAGUUAGCAAAUUCUAUAUUUUUUUUAUAGUAUUGCGUAUAGUUGUGUAGUUUGAUAUUAUAUGUGUAUAUACUGUAAAGCCAUUCUAGCAGUGAUUUUGAACAUACCCCAGAGCUCCAAAGUUAUCAUGUGUUUCUUCAGGAUUCUUCUCAAUGUCCUUCAUGCCCUUUAUUCAAUCCCUAGGCAACCACCAGUUUUACUGUACACAAAUUCUUCAAAAGGUUUGUCAGUGUAACUUCCAAGUGUUUAUGUACAUUUUGCCUGCUGUUAGUCUGAAUAACUAAUUUGACUUGUAUUUGUGUUAUAUGUAUGAAUAGCUCAUUUAUUAUUGACUACUGGAAGUAUGAAUUUACCACAAUUACCCUUUAUCAUAUUUAUCAUUUUUAUGACCCAAGCUCUAAAUAUUAAAAACAGCAAUUGCAGAUAUUCAUGUAUGAAUUGUUAUAUGGACAUUUAACUGAAAACAUUUGCU
This is a messenger RNA of Onychomys torridus (southern grasshopper mouse), 3501 nucleotides long. RefSeq names its product zinc finger protein 134 (gene Znf134). Gene Ontology annotation, molecular function: DNA-binding transcription repressor activity, RNA polymerase II-specific. The transcript has 3 exons. The record is from RefSeq and is a predicted model, not a curated record. NCBI's taxonomy places the organism in Eukaryota, Metazoa, Chordata, Mammalia, Rodentia, Cricetidae. Gene Ontology annotation, biological process: negative regulation of transcription by RNA polymerase II. Bases 744 to 1436 code for a protein of 230 amino acids.